This is a messenger RNA of Penicillium atrosanguineum, 1227 nucleotides long. RefSeq lists its product as uncharacterized. NCBI's taxonomy places the organism in Eukaryota, Fungi, Ascomycota, Eurotiomycetes, Eurotiales, Aspergillaceae. The transcript is spliced from 2 exons. The coding region runs from base 1 to 1227 and encodes 408 amino acids. The record is from RefSeq and is a predicted model, not a curated record.
AUGGGUCGCCCGGAUUCCCAAGAUGUGGAAUCAAACCAAGAACCGUCAGUCUGGCGCGACUGGGUAGCUGUCUUCCUCUGGAGUGCCAUAGGCUACCUGUGCAUCAUUGUGACCGUCGUUGGAUAUUUCAAUCCAUCUCUACUUCCAAUCGACCCGGCUGCGCUGGUGUUCAAUAAGAACAUCUCUCCGUUCUUUGCCUUUUCGCAGGGAUCGGGCCAUUACCCGAAACCACAUGGCGUCAAGAUUGUCGCACUUGUUCCUUUCCACUAUCAUGAGCGGACUGAAAUUUUAGACUGCUAUUUGCAGAAAAAUUUGGUUCGCAACCACGGCUUUCUCGACCAGGUCGUGUUUAUUCCUCAGACGUCCGAUCCAGUCAGCUUGGAAUGGCUCUAUUCAUUGAUCAAGCAGACUCAAGGAUAUGCGAUCUCCCCACCUGGCCACGGCAUGGAGUGGCAUAUUGCCAAAGACAACGUCAUGUACAUUCGCAUUGACGGUGAUGUCAUCUAUCUGGAGGAUCACACCAUCCCCACGAUCGUGAAAACAAAAUUGGACAAUCCCAGCUCACUGAUGGUAUCCGCCAACGUUGUGAAUGAGGCGGCGCUUUCCUCCCUCCAUAGUCAUCCGGGCAUCGCCCUUCCAUAUCUCCCAGAGUUGCACCAUAUCGAACAGCCCUCCCGGUCCAAGUCGCAGCUGAGCCAGGAUUGGCGCUCCUCAAGUCUCCCCCAAUGGCGUGGACCAGCAAGCUUCAGAGUUCCAAAGGGGUUCAAAGCACCCUUCCAGGGACAUCGUUGGCUUCUACCCGCGGAAGCAGGUUCAGAUCGCGACCCCAUUGCAGGAUCAAUAUACACGGAAACCGGUCCUUCGCUCCAAGACUGGACCGUCAGCGCUCAGCAGCAUUACUCUUUCCUGCACCACCUUGAGUAUAACGAUCUGGCUCCGUACAAGUUCCCACUGUGGAUGGAUCCUACAGAACCGAUUAGCCAGAACUUUGGCUGUUUCUGGGGCCAUGAUGCCAACGCUCUGGGUGAGAUUUUCGACCACCCAGGUGAAGAUCUAUCAAAGUCGUGGAGCAGACAUAAUGGUUCCCGCCCACAUGUUUCUAUCGAUGGUAAGGGUCUAGCGGCUCAUUACUCGGCUCGCUUGGGGCCUGAGGGGUUGGACUCGACCGAUCUUUUGGACCGGUACCGUGCGUAUGCGCAGGAGAUGGUCUGCCUGCAGACAGCGUGA